Molecule: messenger RNA, 5551 nt
Organism: Sinocyclocheilus rhinocerous
Lineage: Eukaryota; Metazoa; Chordata; Actinopteri; Cypriniformes; Cyprinidae
Product: rho guanine nucleotide exchange factor 10-like
Exons: 29
Coding region: 217-4479 (1420 amino acids)
Biological process (GO): actin cytoskeleton organization; positive regulation of stress fiber assembly; mitotic spindle assembly
Cellular component (GO): centrosome
Molecular function (GO): guanyl-nucleotide exchange factor activity; protein binding
Source: RefSeq, a predicted model, not a curated record
GUUGGCUCGCGUUUGGGAAAAAGCAGUGGAAAAGUUGCCUAUAGUCCUUAAAAAUGAUACUGAGAAUAUUUAUGGUGUUUUGUCUGUUUUUCACCUAACCGGUCUUGCGGCACUGUAAACGGAAUUUAAACUUCAUUUUUUCCAGAAGGAUCCAGAAAGAUGGUUUGUAAGAGUUGGUGAAGGAUCUUUCCCUGAUCACAGAAGAGUGUGUUCAGCAUGGACAUGGAGGAUUUCCCCCCUCCUCCACCUGACCUGUUGGAUGACGAAGAUGAAGGUGAGGAGUUUGAGUUUGAUGACAGUGGUGAUGAAGCCCCCGAGGCAGAUCGGCCACCCCCUGAACCUGAGGGAAUCUUAAUGCAUCCACCCUGCUCAUUAACAGCCGGGGACGCACCUGUAAAUGGAACAAGUCCAAACCCAGAGAACUUACUCACUGCAGAGGCUGAUCUGCCCCCUCCACCUCAGGACUGCCCCACUAAUAACAGCUCUUUGGCUCAUGCACCCUUCCCACAGUGUGAUCUACCCCCUCCUCCCAUAGAGCUGUGUCAGAAUGCAGCAGAACGCCAGGCCAGAGACCCUCCUCCACCAUCAGAGGGCGCUAUAGGAGCUGCUGUUGACAGCGAGCAGGACGUGAACAGAGGUGCCGGUGUGGUUACCACCUCUGCGUCCAACUCCAAGCUCAAAGUCAGCCCCUACUCUGUGAUUGACAUCGCCCCUCUCCAGCAGCAUCUGCUGUCAGAGCAGAGCGGCCCUCCCUACUCUCCCCCAGCCAUUGAGAGUGAAAGAGACAUUCAGGAUGUACCCAGUAGCCCUGGGUUGCUCUCUGGGUAUUCAGUGCCAGUGCCCUGUGGUUAUGCAACGCCCUCAAAUGUGCCGGUGAUCCCACCAACCUACACCACCCCAGUUAUCAUCCGACACUUCUCUAUGGAUGAAGAUGUGACUGUGGUGGGAGCAGGAAAUACUCCAGUGGACAGUGUUUUCAGUGAAGAGUGUCCAGUCAUCAGAGAGGAAGAUGCUCUUACCAAGUGGGUGUCAGACCCAGCAAACACGGCCUGGAUGGAGAGUCCAGAUGAAGUGAUUUAUGAUGAUGUACCAAGAGAGAACUCUGGAUCAACUACAGACCCAGAUGAGAUGAUCUAUGAUGAUGUUGAGUUCGGGGAAGAGGGCGGCAGCAGCUCUCUGGACAACGGCUGGAGCUCCAGUGAGUUUGAGAGCUAUGAGGAAGCCAGUGACACAGAGAAUGGACAUGGAGAGAAUGGCCUCCCAGAUGCCUUUGUCAGGGGCCGUGCACCCAGCAAGAAAACGCAUCUGUCUGAAGAUCUGGCGCGUUUGAAAGAGCAUUAUGAGAGAAAGAUGCGAGAUCUCAUGGCAAACACAGUGGGGACAGUAGAGCUGCAGCAGCUCAAACACAAACAUGAGCAAAAGAUGCAGCGACUCGUAAAAGCAGCCAAAGAUGGGACUAAAGAUGGUCUGCAGAAAACCAAAGCCGCGGUGAGAAAGGGACGAUCUUUCAUCCGCACCAGAUCUCUCUGUCAUGAGAAGAAACCCAGCUGCUUUGAUGAAGAGUCAGAUCUGUUCAUCGAGGUGGAGUGUUUUAAUGUGGACCCGGUGCUGGGACCUGCACCUGAUGGGCUCUCUCAACACCAGGUGAUGAGGAGAUGCAUUCUGGAGAUGAUUCUAGAGAGUGAGAAGAAUUAUCUGGAAGCUCUGAAGAGAAUUUUAGAGCAAUAUGAGAAGCCGCUUGCUGAGAUUGAGCCUCGGUUACUGAGUGACCGCAAGCGCAAGGUGAUGUUUUAUCGGAUUCGGGAGAUCCUGCAGUGCCACGCCCUGUUCCAGAUGGCACUGGCCAGCCGUGUGUCCGACUGGGAUGAGCUGGAAAUGAUCGGAGAUGUGUUUGUAGCAUCGUUUUCUAAGUCCAUGGUGUUGGACGCUUACAGUGAAUAUGUGAAUAACUUCAGCUUGGCGAUGGGAGUGGUGCGGAAGGCGUGUGCCGCUAAGCCCUGUUUCCUUGACUUCCUCAAGCAUCGUCAGGAGACCAGUAAAGACCGUCUGACCCUCUAUGGACUGAUGAUGAAGCCUAUUCAGCGGUUCCCUCAGUUUAUACUGCUGCUGCAAGACAUGCUAAAGAACACGCCGGUGGGUCAUCCCGACCGUCUUCCUCUUCAGAUGGCUCUCACUGAACUGGAAACGCUUGCCGAAAAAUUAAAUGAGAGGAAAAGAGAGGCAGAUCAGCGCUGUGAGAUCAGACACAUCGCUAAGGCUAUGAAUGAACAUUACCUCAACAAGCUGCUGAGCAGCGGCAGCCGUUAUCUGAUUCGUUCUGAUGAUGUUGUGGAAACUGUUUAUAAUGAUCGCGGGGAGAUCAUUAAGACAAAAGAACGACGAGUCUUUCUUCUGAAUGAUGUGCUCAUGUGUGCCACCCCCAACUGGCGCCCCUCUCAGGAUGGAGUGAAUGUGGGAGCUGGAGGUGAAGGUGUCCCCUCAGGACAGCGCUUCCUGCUCAAGUGGAGCGUUCCUUUGAGUUUGGUUGAGGUUGUAGAGUUUGGCUCCAGCGAAGAGAUGGGCGACUCCCGAUUUCCCCCCUCGCACUCAGGAGAUAAAUUCGUCAUUAAUGCUAAACCUAGUAAGUUUUAUAUGGGUCCAGGGCAGCUUUACCAGGACCUACAGAACCUGAUCCAUGACCUGGGUUUGGUGAACCAGAUCUCUACUAUGAUCAGCAGUCUGAAGGGGAAUUAUCAGAAUGUUAAUGGGAUAGUUGCUCAGGAUUGGGUUUCAGGUCUCCAGCGCCUGAUUUUAAAGAAAGAGGAGGAGAUUCGGGCAGCUGAUCGCUGUAGGAUACAACUACAGUUACCAGGGAAACAAGACAAGUAUGGUAGACCCACGUUCUUCACUGCAGUCUUCAACACUUUCAGUCCAUCUAUCAAGCAAGCUUGGAUCAGUAAUAUGCAGAUGGCUAAAUUGGCUCUACAGGAAGACAACAUCCAAGGCUGGUUUUGUGCUGAAGAUGAUGGUAAUCAGAUGAGGAAGCAAAACCAUCCUCUCUUACUCAAGCAGAUGGCUGUGGUCAUGUCAAAACUGCAGGAGUUCAAGGUGGAGUGUGCAGUUCACAACCCUGAGCCUCAUGUGAACACUGACAGCACUGCAGAUCUGCCUGUUAUGGGUCACGGAUGUGUAUGGGUGGCCAGCUGCACCAAUCACAUGGGUCAGGUCUCCAUUGUGGCAUUGCAGAACUCAAAUCCCAAAGUAACCGAGUGUUUUAAUGUGGAGUCGCGUAUUCUCUGCAUGACGUAUGUGCCUCUGGAUGAGCCCUUGGAAAAUGGUGAGAUGAAGCCUGAGGACCGGAAAGCCAGUGGCACACCGACUGUGUGUCUGGGAAUGGAGGAAGGCAGUAUAUCUGUGUAUAAGAGCAGCCAACGGUCUAAGAAGGUUCGCCUGCAGCACUUCUUCUCCCCUGAUAAGUCCAGUGUCACAUGUCUGGUGUACAAGAGUGGGUGUCUGUAUGCAGGCUUGGUCAGCGGUUCUCUGGUCGUCUACUCCAGGGCUGAUGACGGUUCCUGGGUCGAGUCAGGGGCACGUGUGCUGAAGCUGGGGGUGUUGCCAGUUAAAGCCCUGCUGGUGGUGGGUGAACACGUCUGGGCCUCAUCAGGAGGGCAGAUCUUCAUCAUCAGCACACAGACACACACUGUGGAGCGUCAGUUUGAAGCCCAUCAGGAAGAGGGAAUGGUCGUGUCCCACAUGGUGGUGGCCGGGGUCGGGAUCUGGAUAUCCUUCAGCACCGGCUCCACCCUCCGACUCUUCCACACAGAGACUCUCGACCACCUGCAAGACAUCAAUAUCGCCACAGCUGUCAACAACUUACUCCCAGGACAGCAGAGAGUCUCUGUGAGCAGUCUGUUAGUGUGUCACGGACUGCUGUUGGUGGGGACCAAUCUUGGGGUCACUGUGGCCCUGUCCGUGCCCAGACUGCAGGGCAUCCCAAAAGUCACAGGUCGAGGAAUGGUCUCUUUUCAUGCUCACCAUGGCCCAGUCAAGUUCCUCACGAUGGCAACAGCAGUGUGUAAUGUCUCCCAAGCAACCAUGGCAACUCUCACCUCCAACACACCCAGCCAGUGCCAGCCUGGGGCCCCCGAGGUGGAGGGAACCCAACUGGACGAGAGCUGCUCUGGGGUGGGGUGCAGCAGUACCAGCUCUCCCUCACAUGCUCCAGUUCUCCAGGACUCCCUGUCCUCCUCAUGUGGGUCUCUGGCUCUGUCUCAGGGCUCUUUAGAGCACGGCUCAGAGGACGGGGCGAUAUACGACCUGCUGAACGAGCCGGCGCACUUCCAGAAGGCCAAGCAGACUGAGAAAGUAAAUGUGAGCUCAUUGUUGGUGGUGUCUGGAGGACUGGGACACCGCAGAAUCAACAGAAAAACAAAACAGUCUAAGCACGAGGAGAUGGUGUCCACUAUUAUGGUGUGGCAAAUACCACUGCCCAUCCUGUGAGAGAAAAAGAUGGAGGUAUUCAGAGAACGGUGAGGAUCAGGUUUUAGUUUGGAUGCAGCUGCACAAACACCAGUAUCCAUCGCUCUUUUGUUUCUUUCUCAUCUAAUGAUGCUUUUACUGUAUGUCUUCAUUAUAGGCCAUUGCAUGUCAGAGAGAGCAGUUACUUAGACUGACCUUGCAUUCAGUCAUGGGCUGACGGGGGGAAAAUGAUUAUUGAAUGAAGGGGGAAAAAAAAGAAUGUGUUCCAGGAAUGAGCUGAACUACCAAGUACUCGGUCAUGCAUCAGAGAAAUGUGUUUUACCACUUUCACCCGAAUUAAAAAGUGCAUUUGUGAAAAUGUCAGUACCACUGCAGUGUGAUAAUAUUCAGGUCUAAUUGUGGUAAUAUAACAUUUUUAACUGCUACAUAAUUACAUUUCACAAAAAAAAAAAAAAGUAACAGAACAUCUAGCAAACAGCAGAAAUUUUUCGAUCAUUUGUCACAUUUUAAACAUGCUUUCAGUACCUGCAUCUGUUCAGCUCGUCAUUUAAUUUCAGUUGUUUUUCUUUAAAGAACAUUUCAUGAAAGGAAAUCUCAAAAUGUUUGCUUCAAGGAAUGGUUGUUCUUUUUAAAAAGAAGUCCUAAAACAUUGGUUGAAUCCGGGCCCAUCUGAGGUUUAUGACCUUUAGAUUGGCCUCUGUGAUCAGCUACAACCUGUUACUGAAUGACUUGUAUGGGAUUCUCUGGCGGGCCAGAGAUUCUGUUUGGGUCCUAAAGUGAAGUUGGUGUCCUAUGUUACAAGUUCAAGAAAAAUAGCAUUCCUCCAUAAUUCUAAUUUAAAGUUAAUGCUUAUCAAUAUUUAAAGGUAUGGAAAAAGCUUUAUAAUGACACAUUGUGAUAUGUAUUUCUGACUUGUAUAUUAACAAAUAUAUACCAUUGUUUUAACCAGCGUUCUUUGUAUAUCUGUGCAAGUGUGAUAGAUAACCAUGUGUGAAUUUGUUUGUUUUGUUUUCAACUUGCCCUUUUUAUUUUCAGUCCCUUUUUAGUUUCUUUUUCCUUUUGAUGGACUAUAACUGCCAGCUCAUACAUAAGG